This is a messenger RNA of Babesia bovis T2Bo, 1589 nucleotides long. RefSeq names its product Cytochrome C oxidase assembly family protein. The record is from RefSeq and is a predicted model, not a curated record. Gene Ontology annotation, biological process: heme A biosynthetic process. Gene Ontology annotation, cellular component: mitochondrial inner membrane. The transcript has 6 exons. Lineage: Eukaryota; Apicomplexa; Aconoidasida; Piroplasmida; Babesiidae. Bases 41 to 1372 code for a protein of 443 amino acids. Gene Ontology annotation, molecular function: oxidoreductase activity, acting on NAD(P)H, heme protein as acceptor.
GUAAACCAUUUUGCAACCUAACUACACAUUGUAUUUAGGAAUGAUUGGUCUUAACAUUAAUAGGUGUGGACUUGUAUACCUUCGUAGGACUUCAUCGACCUAUGUAACGUGCGGAACAAGAAAGCAUCAACUACUCCAGUCAUGUGUAAAGCGUAGAUGCACAAAUUUAAAGUAUAUAAACACUAAUAGAGUUGCUAAGCAACUGGGAGAUCAUAACAAUACAUGGAAUGCUUCUAAAAAAAUAGAAGACCAUGCAGUAUCAGGCCUAUAUGGUAAUGCUUCUGCAUUCCAUACACAUGGAUCAAGUAACGGGGCGAAAGGAAACUGGUUCUUACUGAUGAGACAUGGAGGAGAACGAGCAGUUGCAAUUUGGUUAUUAGCAUCCGCGGGAAUGACGGCAGGAGUGAUGGCAAUGGGAGCCUACGUAAGACUGAGAGAAAGCGGUUUGUCCAUGCUAGACUGGCAUCUUCUUGGGAAGUAUUUACCUAAAGAUGAAGAGGAAUGGAUGGAAGAAUUUAAUAAAUAUAAAACAACUCCGGAGUAUCAACAGGUACAUUUUGGUAUCGAUCUAGAUGAUUACAAAAAUAUAUUCAUAAAUGAGUGGCUACAUCGCAUGAUGGGAAGAACAUCAGGUCUGUUCUUUGGCGCAGGCGCACUCUAUCUUGCGUUGCGAAGGCAACUUGGACCUGGAGGUUACUUUAUCACCCUGGUUGUCUCUGCUCUUGGAUUAGGACAAGCUUUUGUAGGUAAAUGGAUGGUAGAUAGCGGUUUCAAAGAACUUCAAACUGAAAAUAGAACUCCAAGGGUAUCACCGUACAGGCUAUGUAUACAUUUUUCAAACGCUCUGGCGAUGUAUUCAAUUUGUUUCUGGAACGGAUUUAAGAUUAUUAAAUCUCAACCCCUAUUAGCUCCAGCACCAGCCCUCCUUAAAGUACGCAGAAUGGCCAUGAUCACAUUAAGCUCAAUGUUUUGCACCAUGGUAUACGGAACUUUGGUUGCGGGUAAUGACGCAGGACUAGCGUACAAUACUUGGCCAAAAAUGAUGGACACAUUUAUACCAAACGACUACGCAGAGGUUAACAGUGCAAAACAUCUGUUUGAAAAAACGGGUGUUAUCCAGUUUAAUCAUAGAUGCCUGGGAUAUAUAACCUUCCUUAUGAGUCUUGCAACCUACUAUAAAGCGAGGUCGCCCGGUGUACCGCGUGCCGUAAGGAGCCUUGCAAUGGGUGUGACGCACGCAGCUGUCCUCCAGAUUGUAAUAGGCGUUAUCACAGUCCUCAAAACUGUACCUCUCCAUGGAGCUAUGGCGCACCACACCAAUGCUAUGGUACUCUGGUCUAUGCUAUUGAUGCUCUUGGUAAGGCUGAGGUGAACGCUCCUUUCAAUGAUGCCUAGAGCACUGGGAAUGUCUCACGUUAUUAUAACCAUCUGUGAGACAUCCUGAAUAAAAAUGCCGACACAAUCUACAGUGUUACUUUGACUUAAAGAAGCUUGUAAUAGAUGCCGUACCUUUGAUGACAGGAAGCCUACGUUUCUUCUGCGUAUUGGCGCCAGAUGACAUGCGUGAUGAUAAAGGCGUUCCAUGUUGC